Gongylonema pulchrum is the source of this 306-nucleotide messenger RNA. Lineage: Eukaryota; Metazoa; Nematoda; Chromadorea; Rhabditida; Gongylonematidae. The record is from the annotation of a GenBank genome assembly.
AUGCUCACUGCUUUCCUUUUAUUGUCUGCAGCUGCAGUGGUGGUUCUGAGCGAUAGCGAUGUCGAGAGCGCGAUGCACGAAGUGACCACCACCAAGGAUGGUGCAACAUGGUGUCCUGUACCAGUGGUUGGUACACAGUGCCCCUCACCAAGUAUAUUUCACUACUACAAAUGUUGCGGUACCGCUAACAAAGACUGCUGCUUUAACCUACAGACGUGGGUGAUUGUUGUGUUGGCGGUGAUUGCUGUAGUCAUCCUAGCAUCGUUUGUCCUCUCAAUCCUUCGCUGCUUGUUCUGCCGGCGUUGA